CCGUUCCGUAUUUAGGGUCAGUGACGUGAUUGUUUACUAUGAUGGCAACGCCUCUCGCUCUCCCACAGUUUCUCGUGCAUUGUCUUGCAGUUCUCACGUGCCGGCGCACUUUUCUCGGCCUAAUUUGUGGGAUUGCUACGAUUUUCUCGUCUCCGGCGCGUUGUACAGUUAGAUCGAUCGUGGCUUGGUCGUGAAGAGGCGUCGGAGUCACCGCCCGUGAUUCACGCUCUUGUCGAGGGAGUUUUCCUGUUAAUUGCCGGUUAUCGCGUCGUGUAAUAGUCCAGCAAGGUGUUUCCUUGUUUUGGCGCGUUGCACCUUGAUGGUGUGGUUGGUGUAGCUAGUGUUAUGGAACUGUCGGCUCUCGACCGCCUCCUGCGGACGGGAGACAGAGUGCGAGUGCAGAAAUGUUCUCUGCGCUAGCUUAUCAGUUGUCCACCACAUUCCUGGAGGAGUGUGACAAGAAGAAUCCUCAGAAGUCUUCGGAGGCCGCCAAGUUCACGGACUACUUCGGGGUCUACGACAACAUGGGAGCUUGCGCAUCCAAGUGCGGGGCGUCCCGUUUCCGGCGGCCGGUCCCCGCCAAGAUGUCGAAGAAGCCGGCGCCCGCGCCGACCCUGCACAAGGUCAUCAUGGUGGGCUCGGGUGGCGUGGGCAAGUCCGCCCUCACCCUACAGUUCAUGUAUGACGAGUUCGUUGAAGACUACGAGCCUACUAAAGCCGACAGCUAUAGGAAAAAGGUUGUCCUGGACGGCGAAGAAGUCCAGAUCGACAUCCUAGACACAGCCGGGCAGGAGGACUACGCAGCCAUCCGGGAUAACUAUUUCCGGUCCGGCGAGGGCUUCCUCUGCGUCUUCUCCAUCACCGAGCCCGAGAGCUUUGACGCCACGCAAGAGUUCAGGGAACAGAUCCUUCGCGUAAAGAACGCCGAGAACAUUCCCUUCCUGCUCGUCGGCAACAAGUCCGACCUGGCGGAGAAGCGGCGGGUGCCGCUUGACGCGUGCCGGGAGCGGGCGACGGCCUGGCAGGUGCCUUACGUCGAGACCUCCGCCAAGACGAGGGACAACGUCGACAAGGUGUUCUUCGACCUGAUGCGCGAGAUCCGGUCACGCAAGUCGGACGACUCGCGCGCCGGCGGCGACGAGGUCAAGAAGAAGAGGAAGAGGAUCAAGUGCGCCAUCCUCUAAGGGAACUGUCGACCUUGUGGCCUGGUAAUAAGGUCGUUGUGGCCAGCUGAUUGUGUUAAUGGUAGUACCUGAGGGCGAGCACGUUUGGUAUAGGUAUAGGGCGUCUAAUAGUUCUACAGACAGUUAAUAAUACUUGCUAGAAAACAAACGCUAAACUGACGUAUGACUCUCGGAAUAUUAUCGGUGUUAGAUAAUUUUGUGCGCUUUGUCAUGCAAGAUAUGAAUACCUGUAGCGUUAACUUUAAGAUAUUCCGAAAAGCUAAAUUUACUGAUUUAAUAGGUUAUUCUGUCUAUCACUUUAAUUUUAAUCAUAUUCCAUCCGUGGAAUUAGAAAAAUUAUAGCAUCAACUGAAAACCUGAGUUAUGUGAUUUUAAUUAUCUUUUUAAAAGACCUAAAACUAUUAUUAAGUACUUUGAUCAAAAUACCAUGAAAACGGAAUAAAAAACUGCGUAUACACAUACACAUAGCAUGUAUAGUCUUACGUAAGGUCCAUAUCAUACCAAGCGUGCAACGACCGAUGCGUUUUUUGUCUAAGUUUACCAGUUGAAAGUUCAGUUUUACCACAGCAACACAACUGAGCAUCAAUAGACCUUCUGUCUUUGUAAUAAAGUUUAAAAUGGUCAGUCAACUGUGCGAUGGUAUCAAUGGAGGUUGACAUAACCUCUAUUAGGGUUAAUACAGUCCUAAAUACUCGACUGAGCUUUCCGCUGGUACUUAUCGCUUUAUGUCAACAUAAUGAACGCAUAUUUGUACUUUUGCAUUGACAUUUUUAUAAGCUAGCUACACACUUACCAAAUGUACGGAAAUAUAUGAGGUUAGAGAACUGUUUUGUGAAUAUUGUUUGGUUUGAGUAGAUUUGGUGUAAGUGUGAUUUGUUAGACAUCUGGUUCUUCCCGCCGUCACUGGUUUUGUCGCUUAGGACUAUGAAGGUAAAUUUUCUAAAAGGUUUUCCCCGAAAUCAGGCUUUAUAACUCAACAAAAGAUAUAUUUUCUAAAAAUGGACAUACAUAUAUCCAAAAUUUCCAAAAGGGGGCUUGCAUUAAAAAACCAGUUUCUGUAAAAAAAUAAACACAACUUGUCAAAAAUGAAAAAGAACAAUUACUGCAUAUAGACUUGACUUUUUGCGAGAAUGAACUUCAUAGUCCUAAGCCUGUAAAUGUAAGGUAUAAAAAUAAACAAAUGCAACUCAAGGUUUCACUAUUGAUAUUAUUUGGUCCGGGCCAUAUUGAGCCCUGUCCCCGUGUAAUAAAGUGUAUUAUCGACUGUGCUAGAUGCAAAGGCUUGGUCCACUCGCCCGUAUUGGUGCUGGCUUUUUGAACUCGUGGUUAGGUUUACUCAAAUUGUAAAAAACUAAAGAAUUAUGGAUUUUAGAAGAGAUGUAAAGAUUAACAAAAAACCGUGCCUCCAGGUUUGAUAGUCGGGUUUAUAUAGCACUUUUCGAUGUCAUAUUUUGUUUGCCAACUUUUGAUAACCAGAGUUAGUCAGUUAGCGCAUAAUGUACGGGCCUUUUUUUGCGAUUUAUUUAGACUUCACACCUCUUCUAUUAUUAAUAAUUAUUUGCGUAAAUUAUAUAAUGUUUAAAUUAUUAUUAUGGAUUUUUAAUGCUCAUCUCCACUACUAGAUAUCAUUAAAAUGGCAAUUCUGAUGAAAUGUAUGCAUAUAGCUCGAUCAAAGGAAUUUAUACCACAGAGUAACUAAUAGUACCAUGUUUAUACACAAAAUAAUCUUCAGUCAGGCUUGUAAAAUAUGUAUUUUACGGGCAAAAACAUACUUAAAUUGUCUUUGAUUGUGUUAUAAUAUGGCAAAGUUUGGGAUAAGUUGGGAUUAUGCAGACAAUAAAUUACUCACAGAUAUCAUAGAAAUAGAAAACGCCUUGCAAUAGUACCUUUGUAUCACCAUACACAGCAAGUGUAUUAUUAAAAUAUGUUUUGUAUUUAUUUUCUAUGUUGUAAGUGCUAAAUGUAUUGAGUGUCUGAAUGUUGCCUCGACAAAGUUAUAUAAGACAGUUUAGAUAACUGUCAAAACUCUUAGAAAUAUUCAAAUAUUUCAAUUGUUUUAUACUUUCAAUACGUGUCAAUGCAAUUUGAACCUUAAAUGUAAUAAUAUAAGGCUUAUUCUUAGUCGAGGCGAGUGUGUAAAAUGCUCACAGAGUAUGAAUUAUGUAAUCAAUAGAUUAAAGCUUCACGAGACGAUAAGGCGUAGGUGAGGUACGCAAUAGUUAGAAAAACAACGAAUUUAACAAAAAAAUGGACCAACAAUGUCUAUGAUUUUCUUAAGACAGAAGUCCUACUAAGCAUAAACAUAGUAUACACAUUGCUUUAAGUUUUUUGUAAAAUGCUUUAAUAAAAUCCUUAAAUUACUAGUAACUAGACUUUUGUGUUUACCUCGCCUUCGCCUGAAGUAUUCACACUAAUUAUUAUAAGGAUGAUGUUUUUACAAUCCCUGCCAAAUACAGUGUAAAAUUGUAAAUUUACUUAGAUGACUGCUAAGUGAAAUAUAUGAUAUUGAAAUGUAUGAAUUCGAAUUAAUGUACUUCAUUCAGAUACAUAUAUAUAAAUGUCCUCAAACUAUGUUUUAUAGCGAGCAAUGCAAUUUUAAUGCCAUUAGUAUAACACGUGAUUUGACAAUUUGUUAACAAAGACUACACUUGAGAGUAAUGAAAAUACGUCACUUUAUAUGUAAAUUCUCAUACAAACGGACCGAUUUGAUUGCUUUACAGUGUUGUACGCAGUUAAUUAGAUAUUGUUAAAUCGUGUGAAUAUUACAAAUCCUACCACAUAAAAUACAACUCAAUAAGCAGUACUUUCCUUUAAACUACCGUUUUUUUACUUACUCGGUUUACAUUGUUUGUGCACAUUUAUGAUAAUGAAUGAAGUAUCCGAAAACCGAGCUGGAAUUGUCAAUGUCACGUUAUUUUAUUACAAAAUGUAUGUUAGGAUAUUGCUAGUGUACUUGUAUGUAUGUUCGCCUGCUUGGGGUGUUUGCAAUGGAUCAACGAACGUUGAUGCUAUGGACUGGACUAGGGAUUGCAAUCCGGUCCGGCGGAUCCGGUAAUCCGGCCGGAUCCGGCACAUUUUCCAUGAUACCGGAUCCGGCAAAUAUCACCGGAUCCGGUAAAGUGAAUCAAAGCGCUAAAAUAUAAAAUAACAGCUUAAAAUUUAAAAGUUCUCGCCAGUAUUCGAAUUUUCUCGCUCGCAAACAGCAACACAAUAACUUGUUUGUUAGUUGACGCCAGUCUUCUAGCCGACGAAAUAUGUGUCGUGAGAUUUCCGUGCACCGUAAGUACUGGAUUGGUUUAUAUUCAAUUUAUUGUGUUGUUACAUUGUAAUUUAAUGUACAUGUUCUUUCGUUUUAUUUUGUACAAACCAUUUUAGCCCACUUAUAAUAAGUGUUACCUGCAUUUAAAAUAUAAUGAAUAAAUAUUUAUAAAAUUAAAUAGAGAAAUAUAUGUUGACUUUUGACGACCGGUCUGACCUAGCCAGUGGGUAGUGAUCCUGCCUGUGGAGCCGCGAUCCUGGGUUUUCGAAUCCCGGUAAGGACAAUUAUUUGUGUGAUGAGCACAGAUAUUUGUUCCUGAGUCAUGGUUGCUUUCUAUGUAUUUAAUUUUAAGUAUUUGUAUAUUAUAUAUCGUUGUCUGAGUACCAACAACACAAGCUUUCUUGAGCUUACCGUGGGGCUUAGUCAAUUUGUGUAAAAAUGUCCUAUAAUAUUUAUUAUUCUCUUUAUUUAUUUUUCUUCUUAAGUUAGGUUAAUUAUAAUAUGAAUAUAAAAGUAAAAUAUAAAAACACUUACAAAACAAUAAAAAAAAGUUAUAAACACAUUAUAAAAAACCUAACCUAGGGUGCCGCCGGCAGCGGGGCAGGAUAUUUAUUUAUUAUUAUUAUUUAUAUGUUAUUUUGUUCUCUUUAUUUAUUUUUCUUUUUCUUUUUUUAUUUUGUUAUUAUUAUGCUACUAAAUGUACUUAUAUAGGUAUACAUGUUUAUUGAUUUUGUUUGCUAAAACUAAAAUGGUUGAAUUGAGAGCACCUUUUUGUUGGAAAUGUGGGUUGGGCUAUAGAUAUUUUAAGAGAAAAAGAAGAUUUUAUUUGUGGUUAAGUAAUGAAAACGUUGAUUUUUGAAACUUAAAACAGCCGUCAUCGAAUUAAACUGUUGUGAGACAUACUAACAUUGAAUAAUUUACGGUUUAGACUCACUUGUUUUUAGUCACUCGCGCGACAUGUUUCGGAUAGCCUAGGUCUCCUGUUAAGACACCCGUUUUAUUAAUCCAUUAAAAAAUAUCCUUAACUUCGCAUAUAACGCUAAAACAUGAUAAAAUACGUGACUUGAUGAAUUUUUUAUCCGCAAUACCAAUCCGGCCGAAUCCGCCGGAUUGAGGCCAAAAUCCGGCCGGAUCCGGCCGGAUUCAAAACCAGUCCGGAUUGCAAUCCCUAGACUGGACCCUUCCCCACAAAAUACUGCCGUAACGCUUUCCAAGAUGUGUUGAAGGGUAGUACAAAACCGGUUUUUAUUGUUAUAAGAACCGGUUAAAAUCAGUUUCAUUAUGGCAAAAUAAUCGUUUUAACUAUCACUUAUGUUGCAAUAACGUGUUUAUCUUUAGGAAAAAGGGAGUAUCAUCAAUAUACAACAUAUAUGUGUUUGGAAUGUAAUGUAACUUUGGAAUACGUUUGUGGUCCAGUGUUUUGGGAGGGAGGGUAUAAGAAUAUUGUAAUGCCAUUACUGUUUAUCUUUAAGAUCGUCCACUCGAUGCCAGAAGGCAUUUAUAGCAAUAAUGAGGGUCCGGGAAAGGAGAGUUGGUUAAACCCAAUACCUAGAGACUUAGUGAAAACAGUGUUUUUAUCUUAUUGCUAAUUUGUUAAUCCUUUCAACGCGACGCCUAUGCACGAAUGCACUUUGGUCAGUAGAUUUCUUUGGUGGUCUAAGGGUUGAAGUUGACUGGUAGAUACUUAGUCUUCAGUCCUCUUUUAAUGCGUCAAUAUUUUUCAUAAUAUGAUUAAAAGGUACUUUUUAACCUGAUUGGUGUUAAUGUUGUUUGAAACUUUCACGAUUUUUACUAAUUAUUAUAAACUAAAGCGGACAUAUUCGCGUAAUAAGCCUUAGUGUAAGGCCUGAGUGGACGCUCGGAGCGGAGCUUAAUUCGGCCGGGCGUGCAGCGUGGCGUCGGGCUCACAAGUGAUUUGAGCAGCGUGCACUAAGGCCACUCCUAUACUUUUGCAUUUGUUUAACAUGCACGCCGCACGCCCCGUGCCGCUGCACGCUCAACUCGAGCGUCCACUCGGGCCUUACACUUAAAUAAGUUCACCUUUAGUUAACAAUAACUUAUGUUAAAAGCGUCUAAUACAACGCUCCUUUCCCGAUGACUUAAAUUACAAUACGACAAUUCGCCUGACGAUCGCUGCUACUGCCAAUACUUAAUCGAUAUUAUAAUGCCUGUUGUUUUAUAUUCUAUACAUUGUAAAUGAGCCGUAAAAUGCAGGAAGGUAUCAUUAUUGUAAAGGUACUAAUUAAGCCAUUCGAUGAAAGAGUUGGAACGUAAUCUUAAUAUUUUCAUACUCAUAUGUAGUCAGCUCUUACGAGUUGAAUCUGUACAACUGUAUUAAGUUUUCAUGUAGUUAUCUUAAUAGGUAUCUUUAUCUGUUUUUAUAUCCCAUAAUUGUUCGAUUAACACAAUUUGUUUGACCGAUCUGUUAUUUUAAGUACAAAAUUACGAUUGGUUAGAGAAUUGUCCCAUCGGACUGAUUUUAGUAUCUGAUGGUCUACACCGCCAUAUUGAAAAAUCUAAAAUCUUUAGAGUUAGACCAAGAGAAGUCUGCAACGAUUUGGAUAGCACACGCACUACACGCAGUGCAAGUCUUAUUUAUACGUCAUAAUUUUAUAGAAGUUAGUCGUUUAAAAUAACAGUUGCACUGCAUGUGCUAUCAAAAUAGUUGCAGACUUUUCUUGGACUAACUCUAUCUUCGCCUCUAACAGACACCGCCUGAGCGACAGAGAGGUAGAUAACGUUUUUCGAUUUUUCAAUGUUGGUGGUAGGUCCUCUGGGAUAUGAACGUAAGUUAAAGCGCUAAAUUCCACUUUUUUGCCGCGAUUGACUGGCAGAAUAGUUCGUAUAUAAAUAUUUGAUGAAAACACAGAAAAUGUCCUCAUAUGUAUGAGUGUUGUGCAGGCUUAAGUAAGCGCGGUCCUGGCGUCUGUUGUGCGAUUUCCUAUAGCUAUAGCUAGCGUAGGUAGAGUAAGUUGUUAUACUUGUAUGGCACGCACGAUGUAAUGGAUGAAAAGACAGCAGAAAUAUACAGAUUUGCAAUA
Messenger RNA from Cydia fagiglandana, 7484 nucleotides. RefSeq names its product ras-related protein Ral-a (gene Rala). The record is from RefSeq and is a predicted model, not a curated record. Gene Ontology annotation, molecular function: GDP binding; GTPase activity; GTP binding. NCBI's taxonomy places the organism in Eukaryota, Metazoa, Arthropoda, Insecta, Lepidoptera, Tortricidae. Gene Ontology annotation, cellular component: plasma membrane. Gene Ontology annotation, biological process: Ras protein signal transduction. Bases 405 to 1184 code for a protein of 259 amino acids. The transcript has 6 exons.